AUGCUGCAUUUCAUCAGAUUUCCAACUGAUGAAAUAAACAAUUUUUUCGAUACGUCUAAGAAGAUAGGUAUGGCAGAUAGCCUAUCUACAGUAUGUGCUACUGGUGGCGGAGCAAACAAAUUUAAAGACAAUUUUAAAAAUGAAUUGAAUAUUAAGUUGCGUCAAUGUGAUGAGCUGGCAAGCUUGAUUCGUGGCUUAUUAUUUACAGUAGCUUCAAAUAAUAACGAAUGUUAUGUUUGGUCACGACGUACUGAAGACGAGCAGUGUUCAACACAAGAGUACACAUUCCAGUAUAAUAAGUAUCCGUUUAUGGUUGUAAAUAUAGGUACUGGUGUAAGCAUAUUGAUAGUUUAUGGUCCAAAUAAUUAUAAGAGAAUAACUGGAUCGGGUAUGGGAGGUGGUACGUUUUUGGGACUAUGUAGUUUGUUGACUGGAUGCGAUACAUUUGACGAGGCAAUUGAAUUGGCCGCAAAUGGUGAUAAUUUUAAAGUUGAUAAAUCGGUUCAAGAUAUCUGUGGAGGUAGUUACAGUGAAAUUGGGAUGCCCGGAGAAGAAAUUGCUAGCUGUUUUGCCCAUAUGAACUCUAAGGAGAAACGUGCCAAAGUGUCUAAAGAAGAUUUGGCUAGAUCGAGCUUAGUUAAUAUUGCAAACGAAACUGCAGAAAAGGCAAGAAUACCUGCAUUAUAUGAAAAAAUUGAUAGAGUAUGUUUUGUUGGUAAUUUUCUGCGUGGAAACCCAAUAGCAACGAAAUUAUUAUCACAUGCUAUGGAUAAAAGGUCAAAUGGUUCACAGAAAGCUAUAUUUUUAAAGCAUGAAGGUUACUUUAGUGCAAUUGGAUGUUUGUUGUCAAUUGAUGAGUGAUUUAAAGAGUAGAUAAGAAAAUAUGGUGUAUGAACAAAAAGGACCCGGG
Molecule: messenger RNA, 910 nt
Organism: Metopolophium dirhodum (rose-grain aphid)
Lineage: Eukaryota; Metazoa; Arthropoda; Insecta; Hemiptera; Aphididae
Product: pantothenate kinase 3-like
Exons: 7
Coding region: 1-861 (286 amino acids)
Biological process (GO): coenzyme A biosynthetic process
Cellular component (GO): nucleus; cytosol
Molecular function (GO): ATP binding; pantothenate kinase activity
Source: RefSeq, a predicted model, not a curated record